AAGAGACGCUCGGUACUUCCGGUUUGUUGUUUAGACAAGCGUGUGGCUGAGUAACCAAAGUAGGCGAAGGCACUUGUUCUAGAAGUCAAAAGAAAAUAAUAAUGGCAGAUCCCCGGGUCAAACAAAUUAAAAUUAAAACAGGCGUUGUUAAAAGGCUUACUAAAGAAAAAGUCUCCUAUGAAAAAGAAGCAGUAAAUAUAGAAGAGAGGGUAGAAAAGAUGAAGGCAGAUAAGAAAGAUGAAUAUGAAAUCAAGAAGAUGAUUGAAGUUCUACAGGAAUCUAAGAUGAUGAUACCAGACACCCUCAAAAGGCUCAACAAUGCUUAUGCUGAUCUAGAUACUUUACUGACAAAAGAAGAAGAUUUGAGUGAAACGGAGGAGUACAAGGCUGGUAAAACUGCCCUAGAGGAAGCUAAAGCUGUAAUGCCUUCAUCAUAGAAAAUCGUCAGUGGAAUUCAUAAACAGGAUAGAAAUAGAAUUGUGCAAUUGUAAACUGAGGGAUUAAAUUUUAAUCCUUCAAAAACAUGCUUUUUCCAAGAAUCAUUUAUAAAUAACAUGUAAAUGUGAAAAAUUUUGAACUCAUGUCAAGUUUUAUUUUAGUUGAACAUGCAUGCGCGGAUCUAGAGGGGAGGUCGGGGGGGUCCCGACCCCCCCUGGAAAAUGAAAAUUUAUUAAAUUUACAUAGUAAAAUUAUCGCGAAAAUAUGCCUCGGACCCCCCCUGGCAAACACAAUUAUCCUUCGGACCCCCCCCCCUGGAAAAAUUUUCUGGAUCCGCGCAUGACAUGUUCAGUAGUUGAUCAAUGAUCCUUCCGCCGCUGCAUUUAAUUCUUGUCACACAAAAUCCAUUUGGAUCUAGGAAUGCAUUAUGUGCAGGUGUCUUGUACAUAUGACAACAAACUGAGCCAAAAUGUAUAUCCAUGUACGCAAAUAUAUAAAUUAUAGUUUCAUUGCUUGAAUGACUAAAAUCCACCUUGAAUUAUUUCAUUGCUUGUAGAUGUAUGUUUAUGAUGUGUGGUACUGUAAACUUUUAUCACUUUGUGAAAAAAAAUUCAAAAUAAAUUGUAUGCGAUACUA
This is a messenger RNA of Magallana angulata, 1074 nucleotides long. Its product is annotated as tubulin-specific chaperone A-like. The record is from RefSeq and is a predicted model, not a curated record. Gene Ontology annotation, biological process: post-chaperonin tubulin folding pathway; tubulin complex assembly. The coding region runs from base 102 to 437 and encodes 111 amino acids. Gene Ontology annotation, cellular component: cytosol; microtubule cytoskeleton. Lineage: Eukaryota; Metazoa; Mollusca; Bivalvia; Ostreida; Ostreidae. Gene Ontology annotation, molecular function: beta-tubulin binding. The transcript has 4 exons.